GAUUGGACAUCUCUAAUCAGGACAUUGCUGUGACCAGCGAGAGAUGUACUCUGACUCCCAGAGAUGACUCAACUUGACUGGACCGCAGUCUCUCAUGUCUCACGUCUGAGCUCUGAAGAGCAGACAAGACCUCACACCCUGAGCGAGGCUCCCUGCACACCCGACCAUGAAACGCCUUCCAAUCUCUGUGAGGCCACAGCACCUCAGUGCUACUGACACCAAAGAGGAGCAUCAAAGUGGGAAAGAUAUCGCUGACAUCGAUCGACGCCUGAGACAAAGCGAGGGAAAGAGAGACAGAGACACAGGCGCUGAGGGAGAGCAAUGGAGAAGACGAGACCGAGGAAGAAGGAGAGACAUGAGGUGCCGGAGACACACUCUCGAGGAAAAGCAGCUGAGACCUGCAGAGCCAGAGAGAAAGCGAAGAAAAACAGAAAGAGAGCGACAGACAGAGAGAGACGGCAGGAGAGAAAAGGAGGGACAGUGGUCAUGGUUAAUGACGAGAUUUACGCUAAUGCUAAAUUCUCCAGAAUCGCCACACCUGAGGGCCCAGCCUGCAUUCUUCCUCUAACAAAGCAAGAACUUCCCAAUACCCAGUCCAGGUGUAGAAGAUGUGUCCUCUGUGCUCUGGGAGUCACAGUGUGCGUGUUACUGGCCACCGUCGCUGCCCUGGGGGCUAUCUUGUGGAGUAGCCAAGCAGACUGGGAUCGCAGACUGGGGGAGAAGGAGAAGGAGCUGGAGAGAUACAGGGGCCAAAGGAAGAUACACUGGAAUGAAACGGAGAGGCAGGAGAUGGAAUGUGCCAGACACAAGAACGCCCUUGAGUCUUCGUUCUGUCUGGACGUGGUCUCCUGGAAGAGAAAGCAGCAGUGCUGUCCAGAGGGAUGGAAGGGGGGAGACAGUGGAAGAUGUUACUACAUUUCCAGUGACCGGAGAGCCUGGGAGUCUGCAAAACAGUUCUGUUCAUCAGUAGGAGCUCAGCUGGUGGUGAUUGAGAACAAGAAAGAGAUGGAGCUCCUGAAGACUCUGAUACUUAGCUAUGACUACUGGACGGGCUUGAGGAGGAAGGAUGGUGGUGGUUGGAGUUGGGUGGAGGGUGGAGCUCUUGACACAACAGUGGGUACAGUUAGUGCCGGUCGCAUUCCUGGGGACUGUGUCUCUGUAUUCCGGUCCCGAGAUGGGAUUUCUUUGUCUGCGGCUGUCUGUAGUACACCGCUCCACUGGAUCUGUGAGGGGGGGGCUGCCGGAGUCUGGCAGCCUCCCUGGUCUGCGCUCAAGAGCUGAGAUGUGGGCAAGAGACAGACGGACAGAGACUCGCAGAGACCAGAAAUCAUUUCUGUUUAUUUCUGUCCCUUAAAUAUCCUCAUGCUUACGCAUACUGUUCUGCUCAAUAAACUCUAAAGUACU
This is a messenger RNA of Lepisosteus oculatus (spotted gar), 1404 nucleotides long. RefSeq names its product C-type lectin domain family 7 member A-like. Lineage: Eukaryota; Metazoa; Chordata; Actinopteri; Semionotiformes; Lepisosteidae. The record is from RefSeq and is a predicted model, not a curated record.